Messenger RNA from Acaulospora colombiana, 796 nucleotides. NCBI's taxonomy places the organism in Eukaryota, Fungi, Glomeromycota, Glomeromycetes, Diversisporales, Acaulosporaceae. The record is from the annotation of a GenBank genome assembly.
CUUAAAAUCAAAGUAGCAAAAUUAAGUUGUGAUUUCGAGGAAAUAAAAUCAAAGGGAACAAUCACUGAUUCUCUGGAGCAAUUGUCAAUUUCUGAGAAAAAGAUAGUAAGCGUUUCUACCGAAAUGGAAAAUUCUAGCGUUACCCCCGAACAAAUAGACUUACAAACUGAAGAUGUUUUGGCAUCAGACAUAUCCGAUGACACUUCAAAUUCUGAUGAUAUUUCCACAAAAGAAAUUUUGCCACUUAAUGAGAGUCAACCCGAUAAGGAGGAAGCUUGGCGUUACGUCACAAAAUAUAGUGAUCUAUUUAGGGUAGCAAUGAAGAUUCGACAAAAGGAAAGUUUGUGCUGGUAUUAUUAUUAUAAAGCAUACGAGAAUCGAGUCAGUAAUGUUAAGACUGCAAAUAAUAGCGGAGCUAGUACUAAAGCACAUAUUGAUGACCAAUCGGCAAGAACGAUAGUGUAUAAUGAAAUAAAAUCGCUCCUCCCUGAUAUCACCGAUGUAAACUUGCGUAAAAUAACUUCCAGAGCAAAAAAGGUAUAUAUAUUAUAUGAAGGAAUAGGAAUUGAUAAAAUUAGUCAAAAAACUUACAGCGCAAGUGCUAUUUCAAGUUUAAAGGAUAUUCAAAUUCAAAAUAUUAUAAAUGAUUUUCCCAAGACAACAGAUAUGAGUUGCCAGGCACAGAGUGCUAUUUCUUCCGAAAUAAAAGUGAUCGGCGUGACAAAUUGUCACGCGCAUAUGUCAGAUCUAUCUAGCUCAAACGAUUCAUCAGUCCCACUGACAGCCAGAAAUCGAG